AGAUAAUUAAGGAUGAAUAAUUAAUGUUUAUAAUAUUUUAUGGCUAAAAACGCCCAUAUUUUGCAUUUUUUCAAUAAAUAUACGACAGGAAAAGAACUCGAUACAAUUAAACACGUUUGCUCCAUUGUGAAAGGUUAUCUAACCAAUAAGUAGAUAUUCCAAAUUGUGAUUGGAUAAGUUGUUAUGUUAUCCAAAGUGACAGUUAAUAUUAUUAGGAGAUCGGUGUGUUACAAUGCGCGUACACUUUGUCGCCUACGAGAUCCUUUACAAUCAAAUCUCUUUUGUAAUGGCGAUGCAAAACCAAAUAGUGUACAAAAUCAUUGUCACUUGUACAUAGCAAAAAGAUUCAAAUCCAAAGAGAAGGCUGCUAAUAUUAAAAAAGAUGAGAAUGAGGAUUCUGACGAGGAAAAAGAAAAAGAUGAUGAGAAGGAAACUCUCAUAGGUUCAAAAGUUGUCAAAGUAAGAAUAUCUUCUAUUCGAUUAGAUACCAUUUCCAAAGCUGGAUUUGGAAUCUCUCGCAAUAAAAUUGACGAGGCCUUUUAUUCAAGCAAGAUUCGUAUAAAUGGAAAUAAAGUAUUAAAGAAAUCUAAAGAGAUGAAAAUAGGAGAUGAAAUCGAUUUAAUUUUACAUCAAAGUAUGGAUAAUCCUGGAUUGCUAGUUGUAAACAGAAUUGUGAUAUUAUCAAUGGAUCCUGUGAAUGACAGUAUACAAAUGAAAUUAUCUGUAGAUAAAAACUUACUAAUUGAAGAUUAUGAGGAUUCAUAUUUAUAA
Messenger RNA from Trachymyrmex cornetzi, 771 nucleotides. RefSeq lists its product as uncharacterized. Gene Ontology annotation, cellular component: mitochondrion. Lineage: Eukaryota; Metazoa; Arthropoda; Insecta; Hymenoptera; Formicidae. The coding region runs from base 184 to 771 and encodes 195 amino acids. Gene Ontology annotation, biological process: regulation of mitochondrial transcription. The record is from RefSeq and is a predicted model, not a curated record. The transcript has 4 exons. Gene Ontology annotation, molecular function: RNA binding.